AUGCAUUCCGUUAUGUCCGGCCUUUCAGACCUUCAAAUUCACCAGAUGUUGGCUAUCAUGCAUGACAAACCAGUGCCUGAAAAGAAAUCCCAGGUCAAUGCCCCUGCCACCAAUAAAGGUUUGUCAAAAUUAAAAUUUCAACGAUGGAUUAUCGACAGUGGCGCGACUGACCACAUUGUUUCUUCUCCAAAAUUGUUAGUUCAUCGUAAUAUUGAUCAUUCUAUGCAACUGGUUCGUAUGCCUAGUGGGGAGAAGGCUUCAAUUACUACAACAUGA
This is a messenger RNA of Prunus armeniaca (apricot), 276 nucleotides long. Lineage: Eukaryota; Viridiplantae; Streptophyta; Magnoliopsida; Rosales; Rosaceae. The record is from the annotation of a GenBank genome assembly.